This is a messenger RNA of Melozone crissalis (California towhee), 1056 nucleotides long. RefSeq names its product sulfatase modifying factor 1 (gene SUMF1). The transcript has 9 exons. The record is from RefSeq and is a predicted model, not a curated record. Bases 1 to 1056 code for a protein of 351 amino acids. NCBI's taxonomy places the organism in Eukaryota, Metazoa, Chordata, Aves, Passeriformes, Passerellidae. Gene Ontology annotation, cellular component: endoplasmic reticulum.
AUGGCGGCGCCCGCCCGGCUGUGCCGCUGCCUCCUCCCGCUGCUGCUGCUGGCUAUGGGAGCGGGAGCGGCCGGGACCCCCGGCACCCCGGGCUGUGGCUGCAGCGCCAGCCGGGCCGCCGGGGACGGGCGAGAGGAGGCGGCGCGGCGCUACUCGGCGGCAGCGGCGGUGGGCAGCGGGCGGAGCGGCGGGCAGGGGCCGAUGGUGCUGAUCCCAGCUGGGGUGUUCACCAUGGGCACCCAGGAGCCCCAGAUCCAGCAGGAUGGAGAGGGCCCAGCCCGCAGGGUGCACCUUGGCAGCUUCUACAUGGACCAGUACGAGGUCAGCAACCGGGACUUCGAGAGCUUUGUCAACGCCACGGGCUACGUCACUGAGGCAGAGAAGUUUGGUGACUCCUUUGUGUUUGAGGGGAUGCUGAGUGAGGCAGUGAAGGCUGACAUCCACCAAGCAGUGGCAGCUGCUCCCUGGUGGUUGCCUGUGAAAGGAGCCAGCUGGAGGCACCCAGAGGGCCCCGACUCCAGCAUCUCCAGCAGAAUGGACCACCCAGUGCUCCACGUGUCCUGGAAUGAUGCCCUGGCCUUCUGCAGGUGGGCAGGGAAGCGGCUGCCCACCGAGGCCGAGUGGGAGUACGGCUGCCGAGGGGGGCUGGAGAGCAGGCUUUUCCCGUGGGGCAACAAACUGCAGCCCAAAGGGCAGCACUAUGCCAACAUCUGGCAGGGAGAAUUCCCCACCAACAACACGGCAGAGGAUGGCUACAAGGGGACUGCACCUGUCUCUGCCUUUCCCCCCAAUGGGUACGGCCUCUACAACAUGGUGGGCAACGCCUGGGAGUGGACAUGGGACUGGUGGGCUGUGCACCACUCCCCCCAGGACCUCCACAACCCUCAAGGGCCGCCCUCGGGCACGGACAGAGUGAAGAAAGGUGGAUCCUACAUGUGCCAUAAGUCCUACUGCUACAGGUACCGCUGUGCAGCCCGGAGCCAGAACACGCCCGACAGCUCCGCGUCCAACCUGGGCUUCCGCUGCGCCGCCAGCAGCGCCCCGGGGCCGCGCUGA